Messenger RNA from Daphnia magna, 1291 nucleotides. RefSeq names its product serine/threonine-protein kinase/endoribonuclease ire-1-like. The transcript has 3 exons. The coding region runs from base 50 to 1129 and encodes 359 amino acids. The record is from RefSeq and is a predicted model, not a curated record. Lineage: Eukaryota; Metazoa; Arthropoda; Branchiopoda; Diplostraca; Daphniidae. Gene Ontology annotation, molecular function: protein serine/threonine kinase activity; RNA endonuclease activity; ATP binding. Gene Ontology annotation, biological process: protein phosphorylation; intrinsic apoptotic signaling pathway in response to endoplasmic reticulum stress; IRE1-mediated unfolded protein response. Gene Ontology annotation, cellular component: IRE1-TRAF2-ASK1 complex.
AAAUCGAUGGCAAAUUACGCGACUGUUACGAGAAUGACCUACUGAAAAAAUGUUGGAACACGAUCCUGACAAAAGGAUGACAUCGACACAAGUCGUUAAUCAACUAAAGACCAUCAAUAAGAUUGUUGGAAAAGAAAAAGAAUUGCUUGAAUUGUGUGGGCGUGAUUCACGAUUGGAUCUAUCGGACAAAACUCAAAACUUCAUUCAGUUCGGAAUUAACCUGAACGCAAAGGACGACGAUGGGAGGAAUGCGCUCCAUCUUUUGUGUCGAAACUAUUCCAGCCCAAAAUUAACUGACGCAAUUGAACUUCUCAUCGAAAACAAAAUCGACGUGAAUGCAAAGGACAACGAUGGGCUGAACGCAAUUCACUAUUUGUGUCGAUACCAUUUAAGCCACAACUUAAUUAAAGCUAUUGAAAUCUUGAUUCAUUUCGGAAUCGACGCGAAAGCUACGACCAACGAUGGAUCAAAUGCGCUCCAUUAUUUGAGUCGAUACAAUCCAACCUCAAAUUUACUCGACGCAAUUGAAAUUUUGACUCGAAUGGGAGUGGACGCGCAGGCAAAGGAUAAAGAUGGGUGGAAUGUGAACUAUUAUUUAUAUAAUAAAGAUAAGAAGGAAAUGAAAAUUUUGGUCGACCGCGAUGUUCCACUGGGGCAAGGUAACUUUGGUACGGUGUUAAAAGGAAAGUUUGGAGGUCGUGAAGUCGCAGUAAAAAGAGUUGAACUAUUAAAAGUCGACAAAAGAGAAGAAGACGCAAUGCUGAAGUUAGAACAUCCAAACAUCGUCAAACUUCUUCACGUUGAAAGUGACAACGACUUCAGAAACUAUGCAUUGGAAUUGUGUGACGCCUCUUUAGAUAAACUGUUUCUGAAGUCAGAUAACCCCAAAAGAUACAAAGGACCUAUGCCACGAAAUAUCGAGGUUUUCCAUCAAUUGGCUGUAGGCCUGGCAUACAUCCAUUCAAAGAAAUUAAUUCAUCGAGACAUUAAACCGCGUAACAUCCUCAUCAAGGAAAGUCCUGACAAAUAUCAAGAGAUAAUAAUCAAAUGGUCUGAUUUUGGACUGGCGAAAUCCGUCAAUGAAAACGGAUUACACUCGUGGUCUGGAGUGAGAGGAAACAGAACGUAGUACGCACCCGAAGUGCUGAAAAAGCUCAUCAACGGAGAAAAGUCGGAACAGGAAGAGUUUUGGGGCACCGUCCAGAGCGAUGUGUUUGUCCUGGGACUCGUUUUCGGUUAUCUUUUCUUGAAGGGAGAACAUCUUUACGGUUCCAGCGAAACAGAAAUUCAC